Messenger RNA from Nerophis ophidion (straightnose pipefish), 2241 nucleotides. RefSeq names its product SFT2 domain containing 1 (gene sft2d1). The record is from RefSeq and is a predicted model, not a curated record. Gene Ontology annotation, biological process: vesicle-mediated transport. Lineage: Eukaryota; Metazoa; Chordata; Actinopteri; Syngnathiformes; Syngnathidae. Bases 167 to 652 code for a protein of 161 amino acids. The transcript is spliced from 8 exons. Gene Ontology annotation, cellular component: membrane.
GUCAUUACUGACUCUGAGACAGUCCGCACAGGAAGCGACAUUCGGGGAGGCAGGAAGUCCCUCUUUUGCUAAACUUCUGAACAUAACUGUAAAUGUGCAGAAGCAAAUACUGUGCAUCUGUUAGGAUCACAUCGACGUAUAAAACACUUAACAGCUCCGGGAGACGAUGGACAAGCUUCGUCGAGUACUAAACGGCCGAGAAGAAAACGAAGAGUUGGGUCUUACGGCGCAGGUCCUCGAUGCCACCUCGCUCAGCUACAGCACCAGGGUGAAAUGGUUCGCCAUAUGCUUCGCCGGAGGCAUCUUGUGCUCACUACUUGGUUCAGCACUACUGUUCAUUCCCGGAAAGGGCAUCAAACUCUUCGCUGUCUUCUACACAUUGGGAAAUGUUGCAGCGCUUUCCAGCACCUGUUUCCUAAUGGGUCCUCUAAAGCAACUGAAGCGCAUGUUUGAGCCAACAAGACUUAUAGCGACCGUCGUUAUGUUGCUUUGUCUCAUUUUAACACUCUGUGCAGCGUUUUGGUGGGAAAAAAACAUACUGGCCUUCCUUUUUUGUAUUCUUCAGUUUCUGGCGUUGACAUGGUACAGCAUCUCUUACAUUCCUUUUGCCAGGGAUGCUGUGAUGAAAUGCUUCACAACCUGUCUGAGCUAGGAUUCAGGAGUCCACAAACUCAUGUGAAGACUGGUCCUAAUAUGCAACUGCCAGAACAGUAACUUUGUAAAAUAUUUUUUUUCUUUCAUUUUCCUUUUUUUACUUUAGCUCCUUACAUUAUACAUAAUGACAUCUUGCUUUCUGAAGGUCUACUAGAUUAUGCUGAAUGGUUUUAUACAUGAUAUAAGUGCCUUUUAUGUUUAAUAUAUUGAAAUAUAUAUUGAUACAUCAGAGUGCAAAAUAAUGCACCAAAUGCAAUUUUACAAAAUUGAUGAAUGAUGUAUUUAUGUGCUUAACAGUCUGGCAUGUUUCUUUUAAAUUACAUUUUGAUCAGCACAUGCACAAAUAUGAGCAAAAAUAAUUUCUUUCUCUGUCUUUAAUAUGAGCAGUUGAUCUGUAAAGCUGUUACAGACUAGUUUUUAAUAUAAUAUAAUUUCCCUUUGGCAUUUAAGACACUGCUUCAGUGAUUCUGCAUGGGCAUCUUUGAUGUCCUUGAGCUUAACAGUGUAAAAAAAAAAGCACCAUAUGUCUAGUCUGUGUGUAUGUGAGGGUACAUUAGCCCCCUCCCCCAAGCUGGCAAAUUACAUUAAAAUAGAGUAUUUUAAAAUUAGAUUUCCUGCCAGACGCAACAAUGACCCGGUUAAUUAUGCUUUCCUGAGCAAUGUGGUUUUGGUGUGACCUAAUAACCCAACAUAGCUUCCAACUGGAUCCCUGCAUUGCUUCAGCAUGAUGGCUUCUAGCCUUUGAGGAUGGAGUUGUCAUGACAACCUCUUCUAGGGGAUUCAUUACCUCAGUCCACCCCCAUCUGCGGUGCAGAUGUUCAUAUUAUGGUGAUGAGAAGGUGUGAAUAUGCGUUUGUCUUACACUGUUUGUGACUUUAAAGCUAUUAUAUUGCAGGAAGUCACAGUGCCCAGUUUCUUUCUUUGUACCAAUGUGCUUUGUAUUUUGCAAGCCCCCACAUGGAUUCAUUAGGCCCUUGCAAAGUAGGAUUAUGGACAAAGUAUCCCUUUUAGUACAACUUGUUCAAGUUACUUGUUAAAUAACAAGCAAAUCCCUCAGCACCAUACCCUCUUUAUGUAAUCUGCCGGAUCAAAUAAUGCUGUAGAAAUAAAGGACGCCUGUUGUUUUUUUGUGAUCAGUUUUCUUUUUGGAUUAAAAGUUUGAGAACGCAUCCUGACUUCAGCAAUCUGCCAGUGUCCCAACUGUUUCCUGCAGCAUUACGUUUGAUGCAGAAGUCAGUGGGAAGCGGGAUUACUCACGCACGCAAACAAAACACACACAAUGCCAGCCUCCAAAAAAUAAACACAUGGUUUUUCUGCUAAAAAUAAAUAUAAAUAAAAUGCAACUUUAACAGUGUUUUGGACAUCAAAUCUACACAAAAGUGUUAUUGCCAUAAAUUCUAGUUAAUGUUCAUAUAAUGUGUAGUUGUUGCUCAUUCCGGUUCAUAAAGUGUCAUUUAUUCACCAGUAUUGUAAAUGACUCCUGCAUUUAACGAGAGGUUUUCGCCAAUAUGCCCAGUUGCUUCAGUCCAAAAUGUCUUGCAAAUUGUAACGGAAAAAGCAGUUCUUAAUAAAGGAUGUGUACAUUCA